[Candida] anglica is the source of this 1244-nucleotide messenger RNA. The record is from the annotation of a GenBank genome assembly. NCBI's taxonomy places the organism in Eukaryota, Fungi, Ascomycota, Pichiomycetes, Serinales, Debaryomycetaceae.
AGUACUUUCCACCCCGCGCAUUUAAAAGGCGCUAUAUUACCCAUUGAUUCUCAACUUUAAGAGUGAGUCUCUACCUAUUCAUUCGUUUUUUUGUUUGAAAAAAAAUUUAUUCAUAAUUAUAUUGAACACAAUAAUAUGAUCUGGGGUAACGAACUUAUUGAAUUUGCACUUCCUAGUGCAAAUCUUUUACAAUUUCCUGAAAGAAAUACCCCAUUACCUCCAUCACCAUUUCAAAAUGAAUUCCUUACUCAACUGUAUAAUUUUUUUAUGAAGUCUUCAACUCCAAUGACUAUUGCUAUUGUCUAUUUUUCAUUUGUUCAUUUCAUCAAUCCUCAUAUUAGAAAUAGACAAAUUGCACUUGCUAAGGAGAAGAAAUUGAACAAUAAUAGACUUCCAGCAGCUCCAUUUGCAAUUGCCAAAACUUCUAUUUUCAAUUUCUUGGUACUUGUUCAUAACGUAUUUUUAUGUGUUUAUUCUGCUUGGACAUUUAUUGGUAUGUGUUACACAAUGAAGAAUACCUCACAUUUUUUCAAAACUGAAAAUAUUCCACAAUUAGAUAGAGUUUCAAGAUUAGUUCAAUCUGUUUGUGAUUUAGAUCAAGGAAUUUUCGCAGAUGAUUUACCUUGGUCAAAUUUACAUUUCUAUGGUUAUUGGUUUUAUUUAUCAAAAUUUUAUGAAGUAUUGGAUACCAUUAUUAUUUUAUUAAAGGGUAGACCAUCUUCAUUACUUCAAAGUUACCAUCAUGCAGGUGCUAUGAUGUGUAUGUGGGCUGGAAUUAGAUACAGAUCACCACCAAUUUGGAUUUUUGUCGUUUUUAAUUCUUUUAUUCAUACUUUGAUGUAUUUCUAUUUUUCAUUAUCAUGUUUGAAAUUUAGAGUACCAACUAUUUUUAAGAGAAUUCUUACAACCAUGCAAAUUACUCAAUUUAUUGUUGGUGGUUCUAUUGCUGUUGUACAUGCCUUUUUAAAAUAUACUGAUUUUGCCACUGGUACCAAGAAACAUUGCAUUGAAUCUUCCACUAGAGCAUUACCAUUGUAUGUGAAUGUGGCUUAUUUGGCUCCAUUGACUGCUUUAUUUGCAGCAUUUUAUGUUGAAAGUUAUCUUAAACGUAGUAAGAAAUAAAUAAGAGAACUAGGGAUUUAACAACAUUAUUUUAUAGCCUACAUAAUUAGUUCCAACCAUACAUACAUACUUGUACAACAAGCCUUUGAAAAACGAUCUCGUACUACUUUAAUUGAAGUUUC